Molecule: messenger RNA, 1180 nt
Organism: Andrographis paniculata
Lineage: Eukaryota; Viridiplantae; Streptophyta; Magnoliopsida; Lamiales; Acanthaceae
Product: cell division topological specificity factor homolog, chloroplastic-like
Exons: 2
Coding region: 138-863 (241 amino acids)
Biological process (GO): chloroplast fission; cell division; regulation of division septum assembly
Source: RefSeq, a predicted model, not a curated record
CACUGUACUGGGUGGGCACUGAAACGACGUCGUUGUGGGGCCACCAGCAGACCAGCUCAAUGGAACCCUAGCGAAUUGGUGAGAACGAAACCGCCCGCAGACAGAGCUGCUUUUAGGAGCUGGACUUUCACUCGCAAAUGGCGAUUUCAGGAGAUCUUAGGGUUUCUGCAGCUCUCAGCCCUUAUAGGUUCAAUCCCCUCCGCACUACUUCUAAUUUCCCUCAUUCCAAGCAGGUGACUUACAAUGUGUUUUCCAAUGGCGCAUCUAAAGCCGUCGAGACAAUGUCGAAACAUUCUCGUCCCGCACCCGAUGCUCAUUCCACCCGUUGUCAAGCUCAGCGCCCUCUCGGAAUAUUUGGAGAAGAAUUUAACUUUUCGCAAAACCCCUUCAGCCAGGAAGUCGAGAAUUUCCUUCUCAACGCAAUCAACAUGAACUUCUUCCAGCGAUUGAACCUUGCGUGGAAAAUCGUAUUUCCGUCGGUGAUUUCCCGAAGAAACUCCAACGCCAACAUCGCCAAGCAACGAUUAAAGAUGAUUCUUUUCUCCGAUCGCUGCGCCGUCAGCGACGAAGCCAAAAAGCAGAUUGUAAGCAAUGUCGUCAGCGCAUUGUCUGAUUUUGUUGAGAUUGAAUCGCGCGAGAAAGUCCAGCUCGGCGUCUCGACUGACCCAGAUCUCGGCACCGUAUAUUCCGUCACUGUCCCAGUUCGUCGGGUGAGAUCAGAGUACCAAAUGGAUGACGAAACUGGAUCCAUUACAAACAUCGAGUACCGAGACAACGGCGGCGACAUGUCUGGUUCUGUCGAUGUUAAAUUCGACUUUUACAUGCCCGGCGAGACUUCUUCUUCCUCCGACUUUAGCGUAUGAAGCUACUCGAUGUGGAGAAGACAGGUAUGUUGCUCGGUAAUUUCUUCGUCUUCUUUGCCUUUCCUCGUCUUGAUCGCUUUACGUAUUCGGGUUUUGCCGUUCAUACCGUACAGAAAAAAUAUCGAUGUAUAUAUUUGGAAAGUUCUUACAUUUUUAGGUGUCAUAUUUAAGGAAAAUCUCUAGUCUCUUUACUUGUACUUAGAGCGGUUAAACAAGCAGAGUAGCUCGCGAGCUAAACUCAGACUAGAUUCGUAAACAGAGCUCGAUUCGACUCUUUUAUAGAAGUAAAAGUCGAAAAUAAUUAUUUUUAUAAACAA